Molecule: messenger RNA, 837 nt
Organism: Insectozyma verbasci
Lineage: Eukaryota; Fungi; Ascomycota; Pichiomycetes; Serinales; Debaryomycetaceae
Source: the annotation of a GenBank genome assembly
AUGAAUAAACAAUUCAUAAGAUAUAUUAGUAAGAAUACUAGUAAUUAUGAACCUGGUUUCUUAAAAACUUUCAAUGCUGCUACUAAACCUGCUCAGAAACAAUCUUUUUCAAUUACAAAACCAUUUGGUUUAGAAAAACCAAUUUUAUUAAAUCAUAAAUUAUCAGAUACUUAUUCAUUUUCAAAUAUUUAUCAAGAAUUAUUUGGUGAACAAGCUAAAGAAAGAAGGGCAAAACAAAUUAAUUAUGAUUUAAAACAUUCUCCACUAUUUGACUCAAAAUCUUUUAGAAAUACGAAUGGGAAAAUUUUCAAUUCUCCGAUAUCUUAUUUUAAACAAGAAAAAUCAUUGUAUUUUCCAGAUUUUAUAACGAAAACUUUAACUGGUGAAAGUAGAAGUUUAUAUGAUGUAUUAGUGGAGAAGAAAGUUUCAAUAAUAACGUUAUUUUCAACUGGUUCUGGUUAUAAUUGUGUUCAAACAUGGUUUAAAGAAGAUGGUAAAGAUUUAUAUAAAGAUUCAUCAUUUGAAAAAGAAAAUCCAAAUGCUCAAAUUAUAGAUAUAAACUUACCUCAAAGUUGGUUAAAAGGUUUUAUAACUAAAUAUUUUGCGUUACCGAAUAUUAAGAAAAUGUUACCUGAAUUAAGACAAAAUAAUUAUUUCAUUUUACCAAACCAUAUAUUUUCAUUCAAUAUAAAAGAAAAACUAUAUUGUGAUAAUCAAUGUUCUGGUUAUAUAUACAUUGUUGACUCAAUGGGUAAAAUAAGGUGGGCAGCCAGUGGUAAUUCAACCCCAGAAGAAUAUAAAUUAAUGUGGAAGACUAUAAAGAAUUUACAAAAAUAG